AUGUCCAGACUUCGAAAUGAGCUCUCUCUGGGGGUGCAAGAUCUUGGCCAGCGUGUAGACGAUCGACUGAGGGUUCUAAAAGAACGUUUCGACGAGCGGCUGCACGCCCUCCAGGCGGCCUCCAGUGAUGAGGCCACGGUGGUCAUCCGCGAGGCUCAGGCAACUUGCGUGCGCUUGGCUGAUGACGUCUUGGGCGUGGCAGAAGGCUCACAGAAGAAGGUCGAGGAGCUGGCCGGGCAAGUAGGUGCGUCGCAGCGCCGUCUCGAAGACUUGGAGAGGCAGACAGAG
This is a messenger RNA of Symbiodinium necroappetens, 288 nucleotides long. NCBI's taxonomy places the organism in Eukaryota, Dinophyceae, Suessiales, Symbiodiniaceae. The record is from the annotation of a GenBank genome assembly.